This is a messenger RNA of Athalia rosae (coleseed sawfly), 1971 nucleotides long. RefSeq names its product group 3 secretory phospholipase A2. The coding region runs from base 221 to 1033 and encodes 270 amino acids. Gene Ontology annotation, biological process: arachidonate secretion; phospholipid metabolic process. The transcript is spliced from 6 exons. The record is from RefSeq and is a predicted model, not a curated record. NCBI's taxonomy places the organism in Eukaryota, Metazoa, Arthropoda, Insecta, Hymenoptera, Athaliidae.
UCUGGAACCAAUCAAACGAUUUAAAGAUAAUUUUUUACUAUUAAAAAGCUGCACUUCAAUAUGUCUAUGCUACCCCUGAGUAUUUAGGCUACAAUUCAAUUUGGUAAUAGUAAUUUUCAGUUCGAAAUUUCAAUAUUUGUGAAUUAAGUCGCAAGAUAAAACUCUGGUUGGCUGCUUUAUCGGCGUGCGAUGGCCAAAUAGUUGGAUAUACGUGAAAAUAAUGUGCUACUAUCGUGCUACAAAAAUAUCUUCGAAAAUGGGACUGGCUGUGAUUUUCUUAUUGGUGAUAACAUGUUCGGUGCAGACCUUGCAGCAGCCAACUAUAUUCAGAAACACGUACAAGGGUCUUCGCGGAGUUAUUCCGAAGGUCAGGUUAGCUGACGAGGAAAUUCGCGCCGCAUAUUUCCACGACCAAACCGUUGCAGUAAUCGACCUUAGUAACAGUAAUCAGUUGAAAAAUUGUGACAUCAUCGAGGUUUAUGAACCUUUGGAAGCAAUGGAGGUCAUAAAAAAUCUAUCAACGGAGGUUCAACCGCAACAGGUAUCCUUUAUUGAAAUGACAACAUUGAUGCGACAAUGCGAAAUGUUGGAAGAUAUGAAAGAAGAUGCGAUAUCUACUCUGCCAAUUGAUACAAAAAAUAGGGGAAGCAAGCCUGGUGUUAACCCCCUCAGUUUACUUUUUGGGAUUCUGCCUGGAACAAAGUGGUGUGGCACGGGAGAUAUUGCUGAUAAUUACCACGAUUUAGGACAAGAAGCUCGAAUUGACAGGUGCUGUCGUAGCCACGAUCUCUGCCCGGUCAAAGUUCGGGCUCAGAAAAGUAGAUAUAAUCUGACCAACAAUUCCAUCUAUACUAAGUCCCACUGUGUGUGCGAUGAGAUGCUUUAUCAUUGCUUAAAGAAAGCAUAUCACCCAACGGCAGAUGUUAUGGGGCGUAUAUAUUUCAACUUUAUAAGAGUACCCUGCGUUGAAGAUGUGACUAACGGUACACAAGGAUCAGUCAAAAGAUUUAUAGAUGUGAAAAUGAAUUACUGAGAUUUUGAUGUUGCAAUUCUUCAGGAUGAAUAUCACUAUAAUUGAUUGCAAGUUUGUCAAAUUUAGUGCAAACUUCGAAAAAUUAUGUGAGUAAGUUUCGUUGUAAGCCUGGUGCACGUGGUACAGUUUUUCUUGCCGGAUUGCUUGCGAAGGAGCUACGAAGGCACCCAUGCGUGCUACAGGAUGGAUAAAUCCAAUUGAAUCCAAGACAGCAGUUUGUACUACGUAAUAGCGUCGGGAGUAAAAUAUCUACUCCCAACGCUACUAGUUUACUGGUUUUUCAAAAUAGGCCCUGCACUAUUUUCUUUACAUGUUUUGUUGCUGUCGGUUGAAGUUGACCAACCAGAAGGUCAGGUCGACUACUUGUAUCAUGCACUAGUUUUCAUAACCUCCAAGUUGAAACUGAUUCGCAAGUAUCCAUUAAGUCACGCCAGGCAACUAGUAUGGCACGUUAAGCUGGCAAUCCAGCACAGAAAAUGCACCGUGUACAACAGGCUUUAGACAUCGCUCUCCCUUCUCCCGCAAAAAAAGAAAAACAUUUCCAAGUAGAUGUUUAUAAUAUCAAAUGAUUUGUAUGCACAGUUAUCCUGCAGUAGUAUUUGUUAGUUAGUUGCCUCGUUUAUUGGGCCAAACAUUUGGUUUGCUUUGUUUCCAAAUUUACAAUAUUCAAUCAGUAGAAUAACUUCGAGUGAUGAUUAGAUUUGUGUAGAUGUUAAUUCGUUAGAUGUGAUAAAAGUUGAACUUUUAUUUUAGCAAUAUCAUAUUAUACUGACAAGUUCAGUUGUAGAGGUCUUUUUGAUUCAAAGACUGGGUUAUUUAUUAUCUAUUUCUAUUUUACUACGAAAUCAGUAUGGUUUUUCUGAGUGUGUUAAAAGUGGCAUGUGUCAUGUAGUAAAUUUUAAGAUGGAUGUUAGCCAAAAAUAUAUUGCUAGAAUUGA